Messenger RNA from Alternaria rosae, 1394 nucleotides. RefSeq lists its product as uncharacterized. Bases 416 to 1120 code for a protein of 234 amino acids. The record is from RefSeq and is a predicted model, not a curated record. NCBI's taxonomy places the organism in Eukaryota, Fungi, Ascomycota, Dothideomycetes, Pleosporales, Pleosporaceae. The transcript has 2 exons.
CUUUGCCCACCAGCUUUCGUCACCAGGACUACGCCGCGCUAGCUCGCCGAUAUCUCGAUGUUUCAACCGCAUCUGGGCGUGCUGAUGUCGCCGUCGAAGCAUAUACGUAGACCAGGAUGGCGCGUUCCGCAGAGAUUGAUGCCCCAGGAACGAACCUGACUCUCACAUGCGAUAUCCUUAUUUAUACAUCGACCCCGGUGCCAGUCCUACAGGAGCGAGACAAUAACCGUACCCGAGUAUUAUUAGCUGCCUACUAUACAACGGAGGAUUCCGACCCUAGUGCUUAUGCUAACAGUUACAUCCGUUCUUACUCGACUGGCUAGUUCAUCUAGGACCUGCAUCAUCCCACGCUUCUCAUAGUCUGAGUGGAUCCCACCAAGCCUUACCUGUCUUCCGUCGGCGUCAUUUUGUACCUAUGCCUCCACUUCUCAAACCAACGAAUUUGCUCGAUACAGAAAGGCGGCUCCCGCUCGUCAGUCUACGGCAUCUUUUUGAAGUGUUCUUAUUGUUGGCGCUUUUUGUCACAGUUUUGAGAUCGAUACUCCUUGCACGAAGACGAAGAACGAUGACUAGUUCCGACAUGGGUCAAGGUGACUUGCCCAUCAAUCAAGAGAAGAAGUUGGCCAUUCAUCAAAGAAAAGAUUCAUAUCAAGAGGAGGCUCAUCUUGAAGGGGAGAAGAUAGAGAGUCUCAGCACUACUUUGGAAGAGGUUUCAAGCACAGAACGACAGAACGAUGUCUUCCUUCGUCGGCCAUCGCUCGACCAGCAACCGAACCAGUACCUCCAGUCGCUCCAAAAAGAGACCCUCCAGCCCGUACUAUCUCCGAUCUAUCCUUGGAUAUCACCGCCGCAAAAUCUACCAGGACCAUACGACGCGCCCUACUAUCCAGUCCCGUUACCGACCAUCAAGACCGAAGAGUCACUCCAGGAUAGAAACCAGUCGACUACCAUCAAGACCGAACCACCCUCGGCAGACGUACCCGAGGAACUAUCAACUAUCUCGUAUACCCGCCGCGUCUCGCCAAACAGUAUGCCAGACCAAGAAUCACUUCUAGAAGGAACAGUCACGGUCUCAACCAAAGGCUGGCGGCGCACUCAAUGGACCGUCACCGCAGGUUGAGCCCCAUCUGCCACCUCUUCACCGUAUGUUCAAACCAAGCUAGGAAAACGUCGGAAAGCAAGUGCGAUCGUACGCUCGCACAACAUGCCUUCUUCCGUACAACGGCACCUACCUCCCACGACAACGCACACUGCCUGGACACAAGCCACAAUCGCUCGAUCGCGGUCGCAUGACCUCAGCACAUGUGGAUACUGAGGCUCAACGUUAAAGUGCUGAAGUGGUCCAGUUUGAGCAUGGAGUGUUGUGGCUUGCGUAGUUUCCACGCUUACUAGCU